CUCAAGGCCUGUACCGCCUGCAAAUCCGUCUUCUACUGCUCACGAGACUGCACAAAAGCACACUACAAAGUCCACAAGAAGGAAUGUGCAAAGCUGGCUCAAGAGUACUCCAAGACUGCUACUUUCAAGCCCGCAGUGAGGACCUCAGCACCCAAGGAAGGACAUAAGGGUGGAUUGCAGAAGUGGCAGUUCGACACCUAA
Molecule: messenger RNA, 201 nt
Organism: Aureobasidium melanogenum CBS 110374
Lineage: Eukaryota; Fungi; Ascomycota; Dothideomycetes; Dothideales; Saccotheciaceae
Exons: 1
Source: RefSeq, a predicted model, not a curated record